Messenger RNA from Megalobrama amblycephala (Wuchang bream), 2086 nucleotides. RefSeq lists its product as uncharacterized. Lineage: Eukaryota; Metazoa; Chordata; Actinopteri; Cypriniformes; Xenocyprididae. The transcript is spliced from 11 exons. The record is from RefSeq and is a predicted model, not a curated record. The coding region runs from base 73 to 1971 and encodes 632 amino acids.
UGAUCUCGCCAGGCGGAACUGCAGCAGAAUCAUCGGAAGUUCUGCAGGUAUUGUGAAGAAACAAGAGGAUAAAUGGCUGAUCAUGGAAAUAAGUGUUAUGUUCCAGGCUGUGCAGGGGAAGUGAGCACUUUACACACCCUUCCCGCAGAGCAAAACUGUCAACAGGCAUGGCUGAUGUUUGUUUAUAACCGGAUUCCGCAACACUUUAAUUCAAAGUUGUUAGUUUGCUCUGCUCAUUUCACCACGGACAGCUUCUCUAAUCUGGGACAGUAUCAGGCAGGAUUCGCUCGGCGUUUGACUCUGAAGAAGGGGGCAGUUCCUACUAUACUGCCGCAUGCAAGUACAUCACUGCCCCUGCGUACAAAUGAUGUAGGCUGCCAAACAGAUGGUCCUGUCCACCUUGAAAACAAAGGCGUACAGGUGACAGUGUCGUCUCAAAGUGUGGCGGUAGGCACCACAUCUACUGAAAUGUCAUGGGCCACAAAACAUCCAUUUACAUCGACACCACUGAAGGCUUCAAGGCCGGCCAAAAGAGCCCGUGUUGAAUUGGAGGAGGAUGAGGAAAUGGGCAAUGUUUCCUCAUACGAUCCUGCACGUGCCACAUCAAUGCCAGUCCAUAAGGAUGCGAAGUUCAUCGUUUUUGAAAAAUGCCUCCUUAGCCUGUUCGAGAGUUGUCCUGUUUGCACCAGGGCUUGUAAUGUCCGCCCACACAGAAGAGGGACCUUCAUAGCCGUGGACCAGCUGUGCCCUCACUGUGAGUUCUUCAGGCAGUGGAGGAGUCAGCCUGUGGUCGGCAGCACUCCUGUGGGCAACCUUCAGCUGUCUGCUGCCAUCUACUUCAGCGGAGCUUCCUUUCUGAAGAUGCAGAAGGUGUUCAGGGCGAUGUACUUGAAAACGCAUACAUACGAUGCUUUUAGAAGGCAUGCCAGGACAUACCUUGAACCUGCUAUCAUCCACAAGUGGAAAGAGGAGCAAAGUUUGCAACUGCACUACCUGAGCCAGAACAACAACGUCAUUCUUGGUGGUGACAUGCGAGCAGACUUGUCAGGACAUUCUGCAAAAUAUGGGAGCUACACCCUGAUGAACUUGCAGAACAACAACAUUAUAGACAUACAGCUGGUGCAGAGCAGCGAGGUCAGGGGAAGAGUCCACAUGGAGAAGGAGGGCCUUCGAAGAAGCGUGGAUCUCCUGGAGGAAAGCGGUGUGAAGCUGGACUGUGUCGUCACUGACCGUCACCCCCAGAUACGACAGGUCCUAAAGCAUCGUAAAAUCAACCACUGUUAUGACGUCUGGCGCAUGGUGAAAGGACUGUCAAAGAAGCUGGAGAACAUUUCCAGAGAGAAGGAGUGUAGUUUGCUGAAGAAGUGGCGUAAGAGCAUCACCAACCACCUGUACUGGUCUGCCACCAGCUCUGAUUCAGGACCAGAGAGGGUAGCCAAGUGGACCUCUAUCAUCAACCACAUUCAGGACAUUCACACACAUCCUGACCCAGCGUUCCCUAGGUGUCAGCAUGAACAAAGGGUGUCGAAGGACCGUAGCAAGUGGUUUCAACCAGGUUCGACAGCACUGAAUAGGCUACAUAAGGUCCUGAUGAACAAGAGAGUACUUUCAGACGUGAAGAAGCUGAGCCCACAUGACCAGACAUCACCUGUGGAGUCAUUUCACAAAGUCCUCUUGCAAUUUGCACCCAGAAAUGUUGUCUUCCCCUUCACCGGGAUGCUAUGCAGGUUGUACCUCGCAGCGAUGCACUUUAAUGAGAACGCCGUCCGCCCACAAAAGACAUCUAGAGGGAAACUUUUGCACAAGCUUCUCUUUCCAAAGGCCAAAAAGAGAGGACGUGCGGUCAGACGAGUAAAAACACGGCCAACAUUCUGCUAUGCCAUCAACUUGAUGAAUGCAGUUUUUGAAGAGGAUGUCCGUGAUCUUCAUACAGCGGAUUCCUGUGUCUCCGGACCCGUCCGCUCGGGAUGACACUAAUCACACUACAGCAGCGGCGGAGGAGGAAACAUGACACUGACUAUAUGGACGUGGAAAAGUGGUUUCUAUACUAUAUUUUGGUUGUCUGAAUAAAUCUACUUUGAAAUCA